Syngnathoides biaculeatus (alligator pipefish) is the source of this 829-nucleotide messenger RNA. RefSeq names its product histone H3. Gene Ontology annotation, molecular function: structural constituent of chromatin; protein heterodimerization activity; DNA binding. Gene Ontology annotation, cellular component: nucleosome. NCBI's taxonomy places the organism in Eukaryota, Metazoa, Chordata, Actinopteri, Syngnathiformes, Syngnathidae. The transcript has a single exon. Bases 138 to 548 code for a protein of 136 amino acids. The record is from RefSeq and is a predicted model, not a curated record.
ACCUCCGUCAAAGGCCGCGCACCAAUCAGGAAUCGCCGGUCAGAGGGGGCGUCGCUCGAGCGGAACCGAACCAAGCGUUUAAAAAAGCCGGAGAACGCUAUCCACUCACGUUCCUUUCGUCUCGAACGAAGUUAAAGAUGGCAAGAACCAAACAGACCGCCCGCAAGUCCACCGGAGGUAAAGCUCCAAGGAAGCAACUUGCCACCAAGGCAGCCCGCAAGAGCGCCCCGGCCACCGGCGGUGUCAAGAAGCCUCACCGAUACAGGCCCGGUACCGUGGCUCUCCGUGAGAUCCGCCGUUACCAGAAGUCUACCGAGCUGCUCAUCCGCAAGCUGCCCUUCCAGCGGCUGGUGAGGGAGAUUGCGCAAGAUUUCAAGACCGAUCUGCGUUUCCAGAGUUCGGCCGUUAUGGCUCUGCAGGAAGCCAGUGAGGCUUACUUGGUCGGCCUGUUUGAGGACACCAACCUGUGCGCCAUCCACGCCAAGAGGGUCACAAUCAUGCCAAAAGACAUCCAGCUGGCACGUCGCAUCCGAGGAGAGAGAGCAUAAGCUCUUUUUCUUUCGCACCACAACGGCUCUUUUAAGAGCCAGCUCACUUUGAUCUAAAUGGCGGUCCCACAUAAAAAUAGUAUAUAUGUGAACUUGAUUAUCAUGCAGUUAUGCAGAAGGGAGAUAACUGCAGUUAUCUUUGGUCCACGUAAUGGUAUUUGGAAGAAACUAGAAUUAGAACUAUAAGUGAGGAUUUCUUUCCAAGAUUGCUCCUCAAAAGAUCAAAGUGGUUAUACAAAGCAGAGCAAUGAAAUGGUAAAAUCAAGUUUAAUCUACUUUGA